AUGGAAUCUCUGGGACUGGACGACCCGGUUGUGAACUACUUCGAGCAAACAGUGAGCAAGAGUGAUGAACGAUACGAAGUAGCAUUACCGUGGAGGGACCACGUUAACCUCAAUAACAACAACGAAGUGGCCAAGAGACUGCUCCAGCAGCUGACGAGAAAAUUACAGAAAGCACCGGUGUUGCUGGAAGCCUACGACGUGGCGAUCCGACAAUACUACCGAGACGACAUGGCGGAGCUGGUGGGCGAAGAUGCUCAGACGGAGCAUUUCACCUAUUACAUGCCGCACCAGGCGGUUGUUCGUGAGGCAAGCAGUACGACGAAACUGCGGGUAGUGUUUGACGCGUCGUCACACGCUCCACGGUCAUUGUCUCUCAACGACAAUUUACAAAGCGGACCGAACUUGACAGCAGAUCUCGUUGCCCUCCUACUGAACUUCAGGCAGCACAACGGUGCGCUUGUCGCAGACAUGGAAAAGGCGUUCCUCCAGAUUCAAGUGAAGGAGAGCGACAGAGACUCCCUGCGUUUUCUAUGGUACGAUCACAUACCACGGCCUCAGGAGGACACGCCAAACAUUGUCACAUUCAGAAUGAAGAGGGUCCCGUUUGGGACUACCUCAAGUCCGUUUUUGUUCGCAGCUACGCUGAAGCACCACUUCGAGAACAUGGCGCACAAGUUUCCAAGGUCUUCGAAGUUGCUUUCUGAAAGCAUGUAUGUAGACGACCUACUCACGGGGUCUAAAGAUGAAGAAGCGGCGCUGAAGCUGUACGAAGAUGCCAACGACAUAAUGACAGAAGCAUCGAUGAAGUUGCACAAGUGGGCUUCCAACAGCAAACUUCUUCGGGAACGUUCUGAGACAGAUGCGGGGGACACAAAGCACCUCGGCUACGUUGCAGGAGUGCUGAAAGUACUGGGACUAGUGUGGAAUCCUUUCGAAGACAAGUUGGGUUACACCGUAGACAACGUACCGAGCUACGACGAAGAAAAGCUACACACAAAGAGAGCAAUGUUGAAAGCAACGGCAAGUGUGUACGACCCGCUUGGAUGGGUAGCACCAUUUCUUGUACGCGCCAAGUAUCUUUUUCAGAAGCUAUGGGUCAUGGAAGUCGACUGGGACGACGUAUUACCUGAUGGCAUCGAUGCUGAAUGGAAAAAGUGGUGUUCAGAAGUUGACAAGCUGCGUAACAUUCAAGUUCCUCGCCGUUACACCGAAAGUCUCCCAAGUCGGAGUUGUUCCUUCACCUUACGCAACUUUGCGGAUGCGGGAUUACGGAACUGUUGCGUACUUGAGUGGCACUGA
Molecule: messenger RNA, 1299 nt
Organism: Ornithodoros turicata
Lineage: Eukaryota; Metazoa; Arthropoda; Arachnida; Ixodida; Argasidae
Exons: 1
Coding region: 1-1299 (432 amino acids)
Source: RefSeq, a predicted model, not a curated record